Sugiyamaella lignohabitans is the source of this 789-nucleotide messenger RNA. RefSeq lists its product as uncharacterized. Bases 1 to 789 code for a protein of 262 amino acids. NCBI's taxonomy places the organism in Eukaryota, Fungi, Ascomycota, Dipodascomycetes, Dipodascales, Trichomonascaceae. Gene Ontology annotation, cellular component: membrane. The transcript has a single exon. The record is from RefSeq and is a predicted model, not a curated record.
AUGGAUGGUGUCUUAUAUAUUCGUGUCUUUGAUGCUUACAAGGCAAGUUAUGGUGUGGAGGACGCUGAAUACGCCAUUUCACAACUAGCACAGACUACCAUGAGAAGUGAGAUUGGUCAAUUGUCUCUGGAUCAUGUUUUAAAGGAGCGUCAGUCGCUCAAUUCUAAUAUUACAACCGCCAUCAACGAGGCAGCUAAAGACUGGGGUAUCAAGUGUUUGCGUUAUGAAAUCAGGGAUAUCCACCCUCCUGCCAAUGUUCUUGAGGCUAUGCAUCGUCAGGUAUCUGCCGAACGAUCUAAACGAGCAGAAAUUCUCGAGUCUGAGGGUCACCGACAGGCCGCCAUUAACAAAGCAGAAGGUAGCAAGGAAUCUGUUAUUCUUGCCUCUGAAGCUAUCAAGGCUGAAAAUAUUAACAAAGCUGCUGGUGAAGCCGAGGCUAUUCUAGUGAAAGCCAAAGCUACUGCCGAAGGUAUCAGACAAAUCGCAAAAGCCAUCCAGCAAACACCCGGUGGUGUAGAUGCUGUUUCAUUACAAGUGGCUGAGAAGUACGUGGAUGCUUUUGGAAAACUGGCAAAAGAAAGUAAUACUGUUGUUAUUCCUGCUGGCCUUGGAGAUAUGGGUGGUCUCAUUGCUGGUGGCCUUGGUAUCUACGACAAAAUUAGAAACUCUCAGGACACUGCCAAACUAGUGUCCAAUUCUGAGCCCUCGUCUGCCUCAUCUAGCGUCUCAACCGAUUCGGGAUCUACAAUAUCGCCGGCCGACAUUAAGAAUAUUGUCGAUAAGCUGUAA